This is a messenger RNA of Callorhinchus milii (elephant shark), 1295 nucleotides long. RefSeq lists its product as uncharacterized. The record is from RefSeq and is marked provisional. NCBI's taxonomy places the organism in Eukaryota, Metazoa, Chordata, Chondrichthyes, Chimaeriformes, Callorhinchidae.
AACACAACGAGCGACGCGAGCAACUGUCAGAGCGCGAGCCGGAGAGCGUGCGGCUGUCAUGGAGGAGGAGGAGGAGGAGGAGGAGGGCGAGCUCGAGAGGAAAGCUGUGCAAGAACUUCUUACAGAGGCAAAGCGUGGAAAAGCCAGAGCUGAAUCUAUGGGGCCCAUGGGCUGGAUGAAGUGCCCGCUCCCGGGAGCCAACAAGCGGUUUCUUGUUAAUACCAUUAAGAAUACUUUACUCUCUUCAAGGCAAGCUUGUGACACUGAUCAAGGGAAAAAUGCUAAGGAAUCAGAUCAGAACAAAAAGGAAUGGCGAAAAAAGGAAAAAACUCUCAAAAGUGACUACCAUCACCAUAAACACCAUCCCUACAAACAGAGCUCAAAGACUAGGUUAACAACUAACCGUUCCCCAUCUCGAAGAGAAAGAGAAAACAAAAAGAGAAAUAGUACAAAUAAACACUAGAAUCCAAAAUAUAUUUAAAAAUUCUGUGCAAAAGAGCAGCCAUAGUAAUGAAGUGAGAAGUGUAAAUGCAAACUCAGGUCAUAUCAGGAAAAAAAAGGUCACUUCAGAUAUUUCAUGGAGAAAUGCUCUCAGCACACUAACUGAUAUUUAGAUAAUUCUUGCAAACAUAUCUUAUUUGUUCUGUUUAAUUAUGACAGCAGUGCACAGUCUCGUGACGGGUGCUAAAUGAAUGCAAGGUUUGUGAAAUGCAAGAUAGUUGCUCUUAAGUUAUUAAUUCUCAUAAAUAGAAGCAGGGAAUCCAAAAUAAAAUGCAGAUGUUUCUUUAAAAGAAGAUUUAUGAACAUCUGCAGCAGAGUGCAGUAAUUAGUUAGUAACCUACAGAUACUUAUUUUUGUAGACUUACUGUGUUUGUAUCUGUGCUGCAUUGGGAAUUUCUCAGUCAUGAGUAGUAUUAAAUGCAAGAAUCUUUAAAUAAAAAAAUAACGUUUUUCAAUAAUUGGUAGACUUUAUAUCUACUACAAAACUUUGUACAACAUGAUCCUUGCUAGACUGGCAAAGUUCAAUUAAUCUCAACUUGUUUGUUUUCACAUGUUCAGUUCUGUUUUCAGGUGUAACAUUAAUUGUUGUACGGAACAUGAUUAUGCUAAAUAGAAGUAAGCACUUACCAAUAAAUCAACAGUGUCUUUAGUGAAAUAAUCCAUUACUCCUAAGGAUCUGUAGAUGAGGGUGUUGAUUUUUGAUAAUUUCAUUUCACCGUGUUUUUGCUGCUGAAAUUCUGUGAUUAAACCUUUAAAAAUUAUUUUCCUUGGAAUAUUAAAUUAAGUUCAAGUGC